Molecule: messenger RNA, 1179 nt
Organism: Geodia barretti
Lineage: Eukaryota; Metazoa; Porifera; Demospongiae; Tetractinellida; Geodiidae
Source: the annotation of a GenBank genome assembly
AUGAGUGAAGUAACAAGGUUCGUAACAGAAUGGGGGCCGCGUCCUAGACGGGUGUGCUACAUCCUGGCGCUAUGCUUAUGUAUUGUGCUGGUUGGGUGCUCUCGGAUCGCGACACCGCAGGGCUGGUCUGCUGGAAACGUCUCCGGUGACAACCUCUUCAUCGGAACAAUGGAGGGGGAGAUACUCGCUGUACAGAAGGAGACAGGGGAUCUGACCUGGAGGCGGCAGCUGCCCACUUUGGAAGACUCCGAUCGGGCCGUUUAUGGGCGUCCGGCAGUCACGGACAGCACGGUCUUCGUUGGCGGAUACGACGGCAGCCUCUAUGCCUAUGACAAGAACGAUGGCGACCUGAUGUGGCAGGAGCCUCUGUCCGGCAGAAUUGUCGGUGGCCCAACCGUCUACGGCGAUCACGUUCUCGUCGGCUCAGGUAGCGUAUCUUCGUCGGACGGAUCGAAUGGCGCGCUCUACGCAAUAGACAUGACCACAAACGACCCUGACUGGACGUACCAGACCGACGGCCCGAUCUGGUCGUCUCCGACCGUGCAUGACGGCGUCGUGUACGUCGGGUCCCUCGACCACAAUGUGUACGCUGUCAGUCUGGAAGACGGCGCGGAGAUGUGGCGAUUCACCUCUGGUGGGGCGGUAGGCUCUGGCCUUGCUGUCGCUGGCGGGCUUGUAAUUUUCGGUGGUUUCGACAGCACCCUGUAUGCACUGAACAUGAAGACAGGCGAUCUUGUAUGGCGUUUCGAUGGCGCCUCGGGCUGGUAUUGGGCCAAGCCCCUAGUUUUGGAUGACGUAGUUUACGCCCCGUCUCUCGAUGGUGCCCUGUACGCGAUUGACGCGACAACCGGCGACCUGACUUGGGUGUUCGACACCGAGGGCGGACAGAUCGUCGGCAGUCCGGUGACUAUCAACGGCAUGUUAGCCGUUCCGGUCGCCGACGGCGGGGACUCCCGCAUCGCGCUUCUUGAACCUAAUGGCAGCUUUCUAGCUGCGUGUCGCAUAGGCGAGGAUGUGCGUACCUCACUUGAGGGGGAUGGUGACCUGAUAUACUUUGGAGCGACAGACAGUACUAUCGGGGCACUCCGUAUCAAGGGAAAUGGCAAUCCUGACGAAGAGUGGGUCUUCGUCACCAACGCCGAUGAUCCGCACCCCAGCGGUAGGCCGAAGAAGUGCUAA